Molecule: messenger RNA, 369 nt
Organism: Tremella mesenterica DSM 1558
Lineage: Eukaryota; Fungi; Basidiomycota; Tremellomycetes; Tremellales; Tremellaceae
Exons: 4
Cellular component (GO): mitochondrion
Molecular function (GO): flavin-dependent sulfhydryl oxidase activity; flavin adenine dinucleotide binding
Source: RefSeq, a predicted model, not a curated record
AAUGAAGUGGUCGGUGGAGGGGUUAUCAUGCCAAAAUUGGGGAAUGAGACUGCGAAAGCCGAAUUAGGAAGAGCGGCGUGGCGAGUUUUACAUCUUAUGACUUUACGUUAUCCAGAUAACCCAACACCAGAUGAUAGAUCAGCUUUGAAAUCGUAUUUCCAUCUAUUCUCAAGGUUAUAUCCCUGUGGUGAAUGUGCACAAGAGUUUCAAUUAUUAUUAAAAGAAUAUCCUCCUCAAACGUCAUCCAGAAAAUCAGCUUCAUUAUGGUUAUGUCACAUUCAUAACCUUGUCAAUGCUCGACUUGGAAAACCUGAAUUCGAUUGUUUGACUCUUGAUGCGACUUAUGAUUGUGGUUGUGGGGAUGAAUCG